UUGUUGUUUUUUUUCCUUUCUCAACUUUGUGGUGCCCCCUUUGGGCCUCAGGCCCUAAGCAUGUGCUUAGUCUGCUUAAUAUUUAAUACAUCACUGCUUCCACUGGUUAAUUGUUCUCACUAUUAGGAAAUUUCUCCUUAGUUCUAGGUUCCUUCAUUCCUUCCUCAGAUGUGGGAGGGGAGACUUGGGGAGACCUCUUUCAGCAGUGCCAAUAGGGGGGCAAGAAGAGAGGUCUGUAGUUGUUGGAGAAAAAUCUUCAGGGGCCAUUUGCAAUUUACAGGUUUUCUCUCCCUUCUUACGUUGGGGUCCAUUUUGGCUACUUAAGCAAGACUCUUCUUCAGUUUCCCAACAUUUCAUGACUUGGUCUACCAGUUUAGUGUAGUGGUAACAUGCUGGCCUAGAACCAGGAAACUGUGAGUUCUAGUCCUGCCUUCAAAACAAAUUGGGUGAUUUUGAGCCAGUAAGUUACUCUUUUCUCUCAACCCAAUCUACCUCACAGGGUUGUGGGGAAAAUAGGAAGCAGAAAGAGUGUUAGGUAUUUUUGCUGCCUUGAGUUAUUUAUAAAUAAAGGCUUUGCAAAGACAGAUCAAGCACAUUGAUACGUUCAAGCAAUUACUCCAUGGGCAAGAUACACAGGAAGCAGUGUAUUUAUAGCCAAGCUUCAAGAAUAUACAAAAUUAUUAAUGUGAUUGGUUACAGAUUAAUUAUAAAAAGACUAUGUUUUAAAAUAGACCCAAGUUGCUGUGCUUAUACCUCCUAAGCUCUGACCAACUUUAUCUUGAAGUGUGAACAGAAUAUUGAAAGUAUUCUUUUUUUUGUAAAAAGUUUUAUUUUAAUUAAAAAUAAAAAAACAACAUAAAAAUAUCAUCCUUAAAAACAAUUACAGACAGCAUCUCAAUCGGUUAAAAUCAUUUUGUGCUUACAAUUUUCCAAAUCUCAUCCUACAACAAUUAUUCUUUACUCGAACAGAAAAUAGGUAUUUAAACAUUUCAUCGAAAUUUCUUUUCAUAUAUACUAUCUCAUCUCCAUACUUUAUUGUCAAACCAUUGAUAAAAUAUCUCCCAUAUCAAAUAAUAUUGUUUAUCUUUUUUUUUUAACUUCUAUACUGCCCUUCUCCCAAAGGACUCGGCAGUGUACAGCCAUAUUAAAACACAUAUAAACCACAAAAUUUAAGAACAAUUUAAAAAACAAAUAUAUAAAAUUUGGCCCACAAAAUUAAAAACUAACAAACACCCAAUUUAAAAUUCCUAUUAGGCCAGCCCGGCUUGUUGGAAUAAAAGAGUCUUCAGGGUGCAGCGAAAGGUACGCAGGUCGGGGAUCAUACGAACCUCUAGGGGCAGCUCAUUCCAGAGGGCUGGUGCCCCCACAGAGAAGGCUCUCCCCCUGGAUGUCACCAGUCGACAUUGUUUGGCCGACGGCACCCUGAGGAGCCCCUCUCUAUGGGAGCGUAUUGGCCGGUGGGAGGCUAUCGGCGGCAGAAGGCAAUUUCGUAUAUACCCCGGUCCUAAGCCAUGGAGCACUUUAAAGGUGGUAAGCAACACCUUGAAUCACACCCGGAAGACCACCGGGAGCCAGUGCAGCUUGCGCAGGGGAGGUGUUACAUGGAUGUGCCAUGUCGUCCCCAUAAUCACCCGCGCGGCCUCAUUCUGGACCAGUUGGAGCUUCCGAGUGCUCUUCAAGGGGAGCCCCAUGUAGAGAGUGUUACAGUAGUCCAGACGGGACGUGAUGAGGGCAUGAGUGACCGUGCGCAGGGCAUCCCGGUCCAGAAAGGGACGCAACUGGCGUAUCAGGCGAACCUGAUAAAAAAGCUCCCCUGGCCACGGCCAUCAUAUGAUCUUCCAAAGACAGCCGUGCAUCCAGGAGAAUACCCAAGUUGCGAGCCCGCUCUGAGGAGGCCAAGAUCUCGCCCCCAAUAGUCAGCGAUGGAACCCGCUGACUAUACUGGGACGCCAGGAGCCACAGCCACUCGGUCUUGGAAGGGUUGAGUCUGAGCUUGUUUCUCCCCAUCCUGUUCUCUUAUUUCAAAUGUCAAUCUACUCAUUUCAGCACAGUCCAACAUUUUCUUAAUAAUUUCUUCAUCGGUGAUUAUCUUCUCUCCUUUCCAAUUUUUUGCAAAUACAAUUCUAGCUGCUAUUAAAAUGUUCACAAUUAAAUAUUGUAGUUCUUUAUUAAAUGUCUCUGGUAAGAUCCCUAAUAAAAAUAUCUCUGGUUUAAAGUCAAUAUGUCUCUGUUAUUUUUUCCAACCAUAUGUGUAUCUUAGUCCAAAAUCUCCUUGCUUCCACGCAUGUCCACCACAUAUGGUAAUAAGAUCCUGGAGUCUGAUGACACUUCCAACAUUUCUCCGAUUUGUUCUUGAACAUUCUGGCUAUCCUCAUCGGGGGUAGAUGCCACCUGUAAAACAUCUUAUACAAAUUCUCUUUAUAUGCUGUAGACAUUGUCAUUUUAUAAUUAUGUGACCACAAUUUUUGCCAUUUCUCUAAAUCAAUACCAUAACCAAAAUUUUCCCCCAUGCUAUCAUUGAUUCUUUAACUUGUUCUUCUUCCAAUUUUACUUCAAGCAAAUAUCCAUAUAACUUUUUAAUUACAUGGUCAUCAAAACCCAUUAAUAUCUUAUCUAAACUAGUCAAAGCACUAUAAAAACCUUCUUGUUUGAGAUCUUCUCGAUAUCUGGAAAGUAUUUGCAUAUAUGAAAACCAAUUCAUCUUAAACCCCUGAUCUUCUAAAUCUUGUUUCAGUUUAAGUUCACCCUUUUCAUCCAAUAAUUCACUACAUCUAACAAUUUGUUUCCCCUUAAAUACCACUAGAUAAGAGAAAGCUUCAAUUGUAGAUACCCAGACUGGAAUCUUCAAAUAAUGGUAUUUUUUAAUCCUCUCCCAUGUCAAAAACAAAGCUUCAUGUAUCUGAUGUCUUCUAAAUAAUCCUGAAUUUUGGUACCUUUAUACCAUAAGAAAACAUGCCACCCCAUCAACAAAUCAUGCCCCUCCAAAUUCAAUAAUCUAAUGUUUUUCAAUGUUACCCAUUCUUUAAUUCACAUUAAACAAACCGCUUGGUAAUAUAAUUCAAAAUUCGGUAAACCAAAACCACCCCUCAUCUUAGCAUCUUGUAACAACUUAAGUUUUAUUCUUGCCUUCUUUCCCUGCCAAAUGUAUUUCAUUUUAUUUAAAUCUGCAAAGAAUUCCUUACCCAGCUUUAUUGGAAUCGUCUGAAAAAGGUAUAAAAUUCUAGGUAAAAUAUUCAUCUUAAUGGUUGCAAUUCUACCAAUCAAAGAUAACUGCAAAUUUCCCCAUUUCACCAAGUCUUGUCCUCUCUGUUGCUUAAGGUUAUUAUAAUUAUUUUCUUUAAGAGAACUACAUCUUGUUGUCAAUUGAAUCCCCAAAUAUUUUACCUUAUUUGUGACCUGCGUCUUUGAAAUCUCCAUUAGUUCUUCUUUUUGUUUUUUUUAAUAUAUUUUUAGUCAUUAUCUUCGUCUUUUCUUUAUUAAUUUUCAGACCAGCAACUUCCCCAAAUUCUCCUAUUUUUUCUGUCAGUUUAUUUAUUGAUAUUAAUGGUUCUUCAAGAAUAAAGACCAGGUCAUCAGCAAAAGCUUGUAAUUUAUAUUCUUCUUUUCUAAUUUUCAUUCCUUUUAUCUCUUUUUCUUCACUGACAUUUCUAUUCAGCACUUCCAAAGUCAAUAUAAACAACAAUGGGGAUAAUGGGCAUCCUUGUUGAGUACCUUUUUCUAUUUCAAUAGAGUCAGUCAAUUCUCCAUUAAUCAUUACCUUUGCCAGAAUAUUGAAAGUAUUCUAAUGUGUCUAUUUGCUUCUAGUCUUGCUAAAUAUUUACAUAAAACCCUCAUUACUAGAGGAGUGGUUUAACUCCUUUUAUAUUUCCUCUUUAGCCAGGAAUCUGGAGUUCUGCCAAUCAGCCCAAACAAAACCUCUUACAGAUAGGGCUGGGGCCACUCUGACUUCUGAUACAUGAAUCAUCAUUUCCAGCACUUCCUGUUACUUCUGUUCAAUGAUUUCUUUUCAGGAUCUUGUUCGAGCCCAAAACACAUGGCUCUGCACUUUCCAUGUCAGAUUUUAAUUAUUUAACUACUUUUCUCUCUCUUUUCUUCCCAUGUGAAACUUUAAAGUCCAGAAGUUUCAUCAAUCUUGUUAUUGUUUGUGUAAAUCUUGCGGACAUUUUUUUUUAGUGAAAGCAGUGAGAACAAAGCACUGUUUCCUCAGCGGGAUAUCUAGCAACAGCGGCAGAAAGAAACUGUUUAGCACAGACAGCCAUCAUGUCCACAGAGGAAUUGACAAGAAGACUUAAAGAAGAACUGAUCUGCUCCAUUUGCUUGGACUGUUUCCAUGAUCCAGUCUCCAUACAUUGUGGGCACACCUUCUGCCAAGCUUGCAUUACCAAACACUGGGUUUUCAUUAACAAAAAAUAUUUCCACUGUCCUAAGUGUAGAGCAACCAGCCGGAAAAGAAUCCUAAAGCCCAACCGAGAGCUGGGAAACAUUGCCAGAAUUGUCCCAAAGCUGGACGAAACAAACCAACAAAAAGAAAAGACAAAAGAGGAGGUAUGCCAGACGCACCAGGAACCACUGAAGCUUUUCUGUAAAAAUGAUCAAAUGGCGAUCUGUGUGGUGUGUGACAAAUCGAAAGAGCACAAGGAGCAUACGGUGUUUCCUGUGGAGCAAGAAUUCCAGGACCAACUGAUAUUUUUGAAGACAAAAAGAGGAGAACUUGUUAAAUUUCAGGCAAUGAAUACUGCGAGGAACGAAGAAGCCCUGAAUACAAUCGGUGCUGGGAUUCAGAAAACGUCGUUGGCCUUUAAGCAGAUUUAUCAAUCCCUUGAGGAACAGAGGCAGCUGCUGCUGGCCCAGUGGCACUCACUCCAGACAGCAGUUAAGGAACAUAAUGCCACAAUUUCAGAGGAAAUUUUUUGCCUGGAUAGCCUUAUCACUAUGGCAGAAGAGAGAUGGCCAACAGUAGAGGUUGAGUUUUUACAGGAGAUGCAGACUGCAUCAAUGAGGUUAAAUCAAAAGAAGUUUCAAGGGUUAGAUGAUUUUCUUCCUGAAAUGGAAAAAUGGCUUGCUUCUCAAACAAGACACAAUGAGGUUGUCACACAUACUUUGUGGAAAUUCAAAGAUGAUCUAACACCUGUUAGGAAGAAGGAAGAUUCGAGCUCUCUUAUUGCAAAAAAGAGGAAAUCGGAAGACCAAACAGCCAGUGAUGCUUUUGAUUGUAGCCAGGAGAGCAGAAUGCAUUCCUCAUCAUCUCCGCAGCCUGAUAAAAGAGCACCAGUAGGAGAUAAUGUUCUAACACCUGUUAGGAAGAAGGAAGAUUUGAGCUCUCUUAUUGAAAAAAAGAGGAAAUCAGAAGACGAAAUAGCCAAUGAUGCUUUUGAUUAUAGCCCAGAGAGCAGAAUGCAUUCCUCAUCAUCUCAGCAGCCUGAUAAAAGAGCACCAGUAGGAGAUAGAAACGCUGCUCUUGGACCCAUCCACCGCCGUUUUCGACCUCCGGAGGGUUGCAGUUGGAGCUGGUUGGAGGCGGAGGCCCCUGCCCAGGUGUUGUUGCUCGUCCAGAGCAUGGGGGAUCUGGGGAGACCCUGCUCCGGGGGUCAGAACAGCCCUGAAAAACGAACCUCCGAGUCCAGGACGUCGGAAGGGCUGCAUCUGCAAGCAAUCGAAGGGUUGUGGGGAGAAGCCCUCUGUGAAAAACAUGGGGAGCCCCUCAAGGUUUUCUGCAGGGAGGACUGCGCCUUCAUCUGCUUGGUAUGCGACAAAUCCAAGAAGCACCGAGGCCACCUGGUACUUCCCGUCGAGGAGGCAGCUCAAGAUUACAGGAAAGAGAUCCAGAUCAAGCUACAGAAACUGAAGCUGGGGAGAACGGCUGCUGAAGGAUCAAAGCAGACUCAGGAGAAGCAAAUGGCUGUGUAUUUGGAAGACAUCAAAGCAGAGAGAAGAAAGGUUGUGCAGGCGUUCCAGGAACUCCGCUUGUUUCUAGAAGAGCAGGAAAGUGGCCUCUUGGCUCGGUUGAGUGACCUGGAGAAGCAACAAGAUGAAAGUAGCACCAGACUUUCAAACAACAUUUCUUUUCUCAGUGACCUAAUCUGUGAGCUAGAGAAGCACUGUCAGAGGCCUGCGGGUGAAUUUUUACAGGAUCUCAAGGAAACUUUAAGCAGGUGUGAAAAGGGUGAGCUUCUUUGCUUCCAAGAGAAACCUGUUAACCCGGAAAAAGAUCUCAGGGCCAUCUCUCAACAAAGUGGUCUAUUAAUGGAAAACUUCGAGAAAUUUAGAGAAUCACUGAUGGACGAAUUGCCGAAAAGCAAGAUCCAAAGGCUUAAUGCUGUCCUCCUGAGUCAGACUGAUCAGCCCGAUCAGCCCCAGACUCUCUGGCCAGGAUUGCAUAACGAUGGCCUGAGAGCAGACAAGAAAGUCUCCCCAGUCAGCGUGACCUUAGAUCCACAUACGGCCAAUCCCCAUCUCUUCCUCUCCUUGGAUCAGAAGACAGUCACGCACCUGGAUCAAGCACAGGCCUCGCUGGACAAUCCUGAGAGAUUUGAUGCCGAGUUCUUUGUGCUGGGCUGCGAAAGCUUCUGCUCUGGGAAGCACUCCUGGGUGGUGAACGUCGAGCAGGGGCAGAACUGGGCCAUUGGCAUCGCCCAGGAAUCUGUGAGGAGGAAGGGGAGCCUCAGCCUCAACCCACAGCAAGGCAUUUGGGCAGUACAGCAGUGCUGGGGCCAGAUGCAAGCCCUGACUUCUCGCUGGACUACCCUGUUUCUGCUCAGGAAGCCCAAAAGGAUCAGAGUACAUCUGGAUUACGAGGGAGGGUGGGUGGCCUUUUUCGACGCAGAGCUGGAUGCUCCCAUUUUUACUUUUCCACCUACCUCGUUCAAGCAAGAGAGGAUUCACCCUUGGUUCUGGGUGGCAUCUGGAUCUCAGCUCACUUUAUGGAGAGUGAGGAGGAGGAGGGCGCGAGCUCUUGGGGAGCAGGGAGGGGGGGCCUCGCAGGACCGGCAUAUCCCGGGCUUGGCCGAGCAGGCUGCGGGGGCCGAAGAGAAGCGAGCGGGUGUGUCGUCGCCUCCUCCCGAGUAUCUUUGCGGAGGGAACUUGCGGGCGGCGAGCAAGCAGGGAAGGGGGACUGGAAGCCCUGGUAGGGCCGAGGGAAACACUCGGCCUGUCGGCGUUUCUUCUAGUCGUUCGGGGCGUGGAGGCCUCAUGGCAGCAGCAGUAGCAGCUGCGGGGGGCUCCGGCGGCCCUCCGAACCCUGUGGCGACCCUCCACGAGGAAGCCGUCUGUGCCAUCUGCCUGGAUUACUUCAUAGACCCGGUGUCCAUUGGAUGCGGCCACAACUUUUGCCGCGUGUGCAUCACUCAGCUUUGGGGUUCGGGUGACGACGAAGAAGGCGACGAAGUGGCAGCCUCUGGCUCGGAGGGGGAGGCGGAUGAUGCGGGGGGGAUCGAUGACCUGGGGCCCGAGGAAGACGGGGAUUACGACGACAACGACCUGGAGGACAACGAUUAUUUAGGCGAUGAUAUGGGCGACGAGGAAGAGGAUGAGGAUGAGGAUGAUGAUGCAUCCAGGGAGGAGGAGUACGACGAUGAAGAUGACGAUGCCUGGGAGGAUGAUGACAGAGAGUACUGGGACCAGGAUAUCUGGGAUGCUAUGGAGAAUGAUUUGUUUUUUGAUAAUUACGAUGAGGAUGAGGAAGUGAUGGAUGAAGAGCCAGAAGAAGAGGCGGAAUAUACAGUGCCGGCAACUCCACCUACUCCGCAACGGCAGUCUUUCACUUGCCCUCAGUGCCGCAAAACUUUUCCUCACCGCAAUUUCCGACCCAAUCUUCAGCUGGCCAAUAUGGUGCAGAUCAUCCGACAGAUGCAUCCACAACCGCUGAAGCCUGCCAUUACGUCAGCUGAUGUGGUGGAGAUGGCAGCAGCAGGGGAUUCCUCCCAGGCGCCAUCUACUUUAGCUGCAAGCCAUGCUCCAAGAGCCCUAUGUGAGAAACAUCAGGAGCCACUUAAGCUCUUUUGUGAGGCAGAUGAAGAGCCCAUCUGUGUAGUGUGCAGAGAGUCACGAAGCCAUAAACACCAUAGUGUUAUGCCACUAGAGGAAGUUGUGCAAGAAUAUAAGGCUAAACUCCAGGGCCACUUGGAUCCAUUGAAAAAGAAACUGGAGUCAGUUCUGAAGCAGAAAUCAAGUGAAGAGGAGAAGAUAACAGAUAUCAAGAACAAGAUGAAACUUGAUAUGAAAGAGUUUGAGUCAGACUUUGAGCGGCUGCAUCAGUUCCUGGUUGGAGAGCAAGCUAUGCUGCUUCACCAAUUGGAAGAUCGCUAUGAGAUACUACUGGCCAGCCAGAGUAGCAACAUCUGUCACCUGGAGGAGCAAGGUGCUGCCCUAAGCCGUCUUAUUGCAGAAGCAGAAGACAAGAGCAAGCAAGAUGGUCUGCAGCUGCUCAAGGAUUUCAAAGGCACUUUAGUCAGGUGUGAGAACAUCACAUUCCAAGAUCCAGAAAUGGUGCCAGUGGACACAGGAAAGAAAUACCGGAACUACUUCCUUAUAGAUGUUUUAAUGAGGAAGAUGGAGAAGGUCUUUAGCAAAGCACCUCAAGCGGAUUUGACUCUGGACCCUGAAACAGCUCAUCCACGGCUCACACUUUCCUCAGACUGUCACAGCGUCCGACUUGGGGAACGUUGGCGGGAUCUUCCGGAUAACCCAAAACGCUUCGAUUCCGACUACUGUGUGUUGGCCUUGCAGGGUUUUUCGUACGGUCGCCACUACUGGGAAGUGGAGGUGGGGGGCCGGCGAGGGUGGGCUGUAGGGGCAGCCCGCGAAUCGGCCCGACGAAAAGAGAAGUCCAGCAGUGGUUCCCACCAGAAACGGGAGAUCUGGUGUGUAGGAACCAAUGGUAAGAAGUACCAGGCUUUGACUACCACGGAGCAGACAUCCCUCUGUCCAGCUGAGAAAUUACGGCGCUUUUGUGUCUACCUGGACUACGAACGAGGCCAGCUAGGAUUCUACAAUGCUGAAAACAUGGCUCAUAUUCACACCUUUAAUGCUUCAUUUCGCGAGCGCAUCUUCCCCUUUUUCCGCAUUCUGUCUAAGGGGACCCGCAUAAAAAUCUGCAAUUGAUGCCAUUGCAGCUGUUGCGCAUAGCUGAAUUUAUCCCUUGAGGCUUCUGCUUCAUCCCAUCCCCACACCUAAUUAUGCUUGAUAAGAGUUUCUCAUCCUCCUUGGACUUUGGUGGAUUCCUUAUCUAGCUCUUAUUUUGGAUUCCUUUUGACAGGGAUUCUUCCCUUCGGUGAAUUCAGUUUUGCACAGUUCUACUUCUCUGGUGCUUGACCAGGUCAUGGAUCUGACUUUAUCUUAAAUGGGUUCAGAUCCAUUUUAGCAAAAAAAAAAAAAAAAGUGCUUUCUCUUGCUCUUUCCUUAUACCUUUGGGGUAUGCUCACAUGCCAGCUGAUUAUACUGUUCUCAGAUAGCUGAGCCCCUGACCUUCAGAAGAGAAAUUAGACCUUAUUGAGCAUGCAAUUAUAAUGGUUGGUGGGACCUCCCAUGGCUUUUUGACUUGGGUUGAGCAAUCCAAGACUUGUUUUUGACUUUCCUAAGGAUAUCUAAAACUUUCUAGUCAGGCUUUGACAACUUAAAAUAUAGACCUAUGUGUGGUAACUUUUCUCUGUUUUGAAUUCCCCUGAUCAGACAAGUUGACUGUUCCAAUAUGUUCUUGGGGUUGAAUCAAAGUCCAUGCUUUAAGCUGGGAUGAAGAACAUGUGGCCCUCCAUAUGUUACUGAACGACAGUUUCUAAAAGCCCCAGCAAUCAUAGCCUAUGUUGAAGGAUACAGGAAUUGUGGUCCAGUAACAUCUGGAAAAUGAAUAGCCCCAGUGUUAAUGUCUGUGCUGCUUUUACCAGAGCCCGGAUUCCUGUAGCAUUCACAAUAGCUUUGUAUUUUAAAGUAACGAUAUGGAAAUAUUUUGACGGAUUCCUAAUGCUAUUAUUCCUCUUCAAUUGCUCCAAUGCCUGUAUUCUGAUUUCCUGUUUUUGCAAUUUACUAAUAACAUUUAAAAAGAAAACACAAAUGCAAGUUCUGUCCCAUGUUCCUCUUUACACUGGUUUCAUGUGAUGUUCCAUUUGAAAUGUCUCUUAAUCUUUGAUGCUCUUUUCUAUCUCUCCUGCCAUUUAUCUAUUCUAAAAUGUCAUAUGCUGGCCAUUUGGAGCAAUGACAGUACCAAGUGCUGUUGAGCUGUUGAAUGUCAGUCAUGAUUGUAGAUGUGUGUGCUAUCCCAUCAGAUGCUAAGAUCCCAUUAUUGCUGUCUUACUCACCCUCUCUUUCUCUGCCUUCCCACCAUCUGCUUUAAAUAACUUAGUUUAGUCAUUCACUAGUUUUAGCCUUCACGGUGGAGUCUUGAACUUCUGAAGGCUUUACCUAUUCCAAUCAUAUGUGGUUUUCUAAAAAUUCUUUUUGGCUUGACAGAGCUGCUUCUGAACUAUUUUUUGCUAAAAAUAUUAAAAGGAAAUCUAGUUUUUUGGGAAAAGGUUGAGAGAUAAAUAAAUGAUUACAUGUUAAAAA
Messenger RNA from Pantherophis guttatus, 10536 nucleotides. The record is from RefSeq and is a predicted model, not a curated record. NCBI's taxonomy places the organism in Eukaryota, Metazoa, Chordata, Lepidosauria, Squamata, Colubridae.